UCUUUAAAACGACCCUUAUCAACGUUACUUCAUGCCUUAAUUUUAAAAUAAUCCUCUUAACUAAAAGUUUUGAGAUGACAGAAAUUGGAAGGUAAGAAGUUAAAGUGAAGAGUUGAUUAAUUGGUGUUUGAUUGUCAUCCGUUAAUUAACCGUUUUAAGUGUUUUAGGUGUUAUUGAGGAGUUUUGUGGAUUUUACAGCUUCAUCAGAGUUUCAUUAAAGAUACAUGUCAGUGUUUUGGACUUUGGAGGAUUUCUCUGCAGUUUUGUCUCAGAGUUGACACGGAAGUGGCCGUAGUGUCCUCUGCGCCUCAGACCUGCGCAGUAGCGGACUGGGUGUAGUCUGGAAUCUCGUCUUUUCCUGCUGGAGUUUUGUGCAUGGCGGCGGACACAAAGAGCUGAGGCCCGAGCUCACACCGACUCUCACCGACCGACUCUCACCAGCCAGCACCGCCCGGGGACUGAAGCUCUGGACGCGGCCUGGAGCGAAGAAUCACCGCCGCAUGUUUCCUCUGGUUUCCUCCGGAAUCUGUCGGUAACCGCAAAAAAAAACAAAAAACAACAAACUUUGGAGAAGUUCGGGAAGAGUUUGUGUCGGAGUUUCUGGUCGAGAGGGAAGGACGCAGAGGACUGAAAAAUGCGAAGUUUGAUCCGAGCUCUGGUGGCUUGGAGCUGGGUGGCGAUGUGCGUCCGCGCGGCUAUGGAUGAGUGCGCGGACGACCAGAGCAGAGCGCAGCGCUGCAUGCCCGAGUUCGUUAACGCCGCUUUCAACGUCACGGUGGUGGCGACCAACACCUGCGGCAACCCGCCGGAGGAGUACUGCGUGCAGACCGGCGCCACCGGGGUCACCAAGUCCUGCCACAUCUGCGACGCCCGGGACCCCCGGAACCACCACAGCGCCGUUUACCUGACCGACUACAACAACCAGCAGGACACCACCUGGUGGCAGAGCCAGACCAUGCUGGCGGGCAUCCAGUACCCGAACUCCAUCAACCUCACCCUGCACCUCGGAAAGGCCUUCGACAUCACUUACGUCCGCCUCAAGUUCCACACCAGCCGCCCGGAGAGCUUCGCCAUCUACAAGCGGACCAGCGAGGGCGGCCCCUGGGUGCCCUACCAGUACUACAGCGGCUCCUGCGAGAAGACGUACCAGAAGGCGAGCCGAGGCUUCAUCCGCACGGGAGAGGACGAGCAGCAGGCGCUCUGCACCGACGACUUCAGCGACAUCUCGCCGCUCACCGGCGGCAACGUGGCCUUCUCCACGCUGGAGGGACGACCCAGCGCCUACAACUUCGACCACAGCCCCGUCCUGCAGGACUGGGUGACCGCUACUGACAUCAGAGUGACCCUGAACAGGCUCAACACAUUCGGAGACGAAGUUUUCAACGACCCCAAGGUCCUCAAGUCCUACUACUACGCCAUCUCUGACUUCGCUGUGGGAGGAAGGUGUAAGUGUAACGGCCAUGCCAGUGAGUGUGUGAAGAACAGCAGAGGACGGCUGGUGUGUAACUGCAAACACAACACCGAGGGCGACGACUGCAAUGUCUGCAAACCGUUCUACAACGACCGGCCCUGGAGGAGAGCGACGUCCGACAACGCCCACGAGUGUCUGGCCUGUAACUGUAACGGGAAGAGCUCCGAGUGUUACUUCGAUACCGAGCUGUACCGGGCCACGGGUCACGGAGGUCACUGCAGGAACUGCGCCGACAACACCGACGGCCCCAACUGUGAGCGUUGCCUCGACAACUACUACAGAGACCAGAGCGGCAGCCGCUGCCUGCCCUGCGGCUGCAACAGCAUCGGCUCGGAGUCUCCUCAGUGCGACAACAGAGGAGUGUGUGUGUGUAAACCAGGAGUGACCGGAGAGAAGUGUGACCGCUGCCAGCAGGGAUACCACAGUCUGACGGAGGCCGGCUGCAGGCCUUGCUCCUGCUCGCCCUCCGGCAGCACUCAGGAGUGUGAUGUCAAUACCGGACAGUGUCGCUGCAAAGACAACGUGGAGGGUUUCAACUGUGACAGGUGUAAACUGGGCUACUUCAACCUGGACCCCAACAACCCUCAGGGCUGCACCCCCUGCUUCUGCUUCCAGCACUCGUCCGUGUGCAACAGCGCCGAAGGCUUCAGCGUCCACGCCAUCAGCUCCUCCUUCUACAGAGAUGACGAGCAGUGGAGCGCUCAGCAGCGUGACGGCUCCAGCGUCUCCGUGCGUUGGUCACCCAGCGGACAGGAAAUCUCCCUCAUCUCAGACGACUACUUCCCCAUGUACUUCGUCGCUCCAGAGAAGUUUUUGGGGAACCAGAUGCUGAGUUACGGACAGAACCUGAGUCUGAGUUUCCGGGUUGACCGGCGGGACACACGGCUGUCGGCCGAGGAUCUGGUUCUAGAGGGAGCUGGCCUGAGGGUGGCCGUCCCCCUCAUCGCCCAGGGCAACGCCUACCCCAACGAGAACAUGCAGACAUACGUGUUCAGGCUCCAUGACAGCACCGACUACCCCUGGAGGCCGACCAUCAGCCACUCGGACUUCCAGAAACUCCUCCACAACCUGACCGCCAUCAAGAUCCGCGGCACCUACAGCGAGAGGAGUGCUGGUUACCUUGACGACGUGUCCUUGGUGACGGCGAGGCGGGGCCCAGGUGUCCCGGCCCGCUGGGUGGAGCAGUGCACCUGUCCUCAGGGUUACCAGGGGCAACACUGUGAGCAGUGCACUCUGGGAUACCGCCGUGCUCGCCCCGAGCUCGGAGCCUUCAGCCCGUGUGAGCCCUGCAACUGUAACGGGCACAGCGACGCCUGCAACCCUGACACAGGAGCGUGCGACUGUCAGCACAACACGGCCGGUUUGAGCUGUGAGCGCUGUAAGGACGGUUUCUACGGCGACGCUUCCCGGGGGACGUCAGGUGACUGUCAGCCCUGUCCCUGCCCGGCCGGAGCCACCUGCGCUGUCGUCCCCAAAACCAGAGAGGUGGUCUGCACCAACUGUCCCACCGGAACCACAGGUAAGCGCUGCGAGCUGUGUGACGACGGUUUCUUCGGCGACCCGCUGGGUCAGGGCGGGCCGGUCCGAACCUGCCGCGCCUGCAAGUGCAGUGACAACAUCGACCCCAACGCCGUCGGCAACUGCAACCGCGAGACCGGCGAGUGCCUCAAGUGCAUCUACAACACCGACGGCUUCUUCUGCGACCGCUGCAAGGAGGGUUUCUACGGCAACGCCCUGGCCUCCAAUCCCGCCGACAAGUGCAAACCCUGCUCCUGCUCUCCGGCCGGCACCGUGGGCCGACAGACCAGCUGCUCUCAGGUCACCGGUCAGUGUCAGUGUCUUCCCAACGUCGCCGAGCGUGACUGCAGCGCCUGCCAGCCCGGCUUCUUCAACCUGCUCAGCGGCAACGGCUGCGAACGGUGCAACUGUAAUCCUAUUGGCUCCACCAACGGUCAGUGUGACAUCACUACCGGACAGUGCGAGUGUCAGCCCGGCGUCACCGGCCUGCACUGCGAGCGCUGCGAGGUCAACUUCUUCGGCUUCGGCUCGUCUGGCUGCAAACCCUGCGACUGCGACCCCGAGGGCUCCCAGUCGGGUCAGUGCAAGGAGGACGGCCGCUGCGUGUGCCGGCCCGGCUUCGUCGGCGCUCGGUGUGACAUGUGUGAGGAGAACUACUUCUAUAACCGCUCGGCGCCGGGCUGCCAGCAGUGUCCCUCCUGUUACAGUCUGGUCAGAGACAAGGUGAACCAGCAGAGGCAGAAGCUUCAUGACCUGCAGACUCUGAUCGAUAACCUCGGCUCGGGCGAGGGGACGGUCAGCGAUAAGGCCUUUGAGGAUCGUCUGAAGGAGGCCGAGCGAGCCAUCAUGGAGCUGCUGGAGGAGGCUCAGGCCAGCAAAGACGUAGACAAAGGCCUCCUGGACCGCCUGAACAACAUCAACAACACUCUGACCACUCAGUGGAACCGGCUGCAGAACAUCCGCAACACGGUGGACGACACCGGCACUCAGGCCGACCGCGCCCGCAACAGAGUCCGUGACGCCGAGGACCUGAUCGCCCGCGCCCGGCAGGAGCUGGACAAGGCCAAGGACGCCAUCGGCAAAGUGGAUAUUAAACCACCCAGUGGGGCCGGAGAUCCCAACAACAUGACGCUGCUGGCUGAGGAGGCGCGCAAACUCGCCGACAAGCACAAAAUGGACGCCGACCAGAUUGUGAAGAUCGCCAAAGACGCCAACGACACAUCGACCAAAGCGUACAACCUGCUGAUGAAGACUCUGGACGGAGAGGGCAAGACGAGUCAGGAGAUCGACGAGCUCAACAAGAAGUACAACGAGGCGAAGGAGCUGGCGAAGAAUCUGGAGAAACAGGCCAACAAGGUUCAGGCCGAGGCUGAAGACGCCGGAAAUAAAGCUCUGAAGAUCUUCGCCAACCUCACCAGUCUGCCGCCGUUCGACACCAAGGCGCUGGAGGACGAAGCCGGUAAGAUCAAGAAGGAAGCGUCCGACCUCGACAAGCUCAUCGAUAAGACGGAGAAGGAGUACAACGACCUCAGAGACGACCUGAAGGCCAAAGAGCUGGAAGUCCGCAAGCUGCUGGAGAAAGGCAAAAGCGAGCAGCAGACCGCAGAUCAGCUGUUGGCUCGAGCCGACGCUGCCAAAGCUCAGGCUGAGGAGGCGGCGAAGAAGGGACAGUCCACCUUCAGAGAGGCUGAGAGCAUCCUGAACGACCUCAGAGACUUCGACAAACGAGUCAACGACAACAAGACUGCUGCUGAAGACGCCUUGAAGAAGAUCCCCGCCAUCAACGCCACCAUUAUGGCCGCCAAGGAGAAGACCAAACAGGCCGAGGCGGCGCUCGGCAACGCUGCCAGCGACGCCCGAGAGGCCAAGAGCAAGGCGGAGGAGGCGGAGAGGAUCGCCAGCAACGUGCAGAAGGGCUCAGCGAAGACCAAGGAGGACGCAGAGAAGGCCUUCCAGGACACCGACAAGCUGGACAAAGAGGUCAACGACAUGAUGGACCAGCUGAGCGCCGCAGAGCAGGACCUGGCCAAGAAGAAGGCCGAAGCCGACCAGGAUAUGAUGAUGGCGGGAAUGGCGUCAGAUAAUGCUAAAGAGGCGGAGGACAACGCCCGCAAGGCCAAGAGCGCCGUCAAGGCAGUCCUGAGCACCAUCACCUCCCUGCUGGAUCAACUGGGAAACAUCGACAAGGUGGACCUGAGCAGACUGAACCAGAUCGAUGAGUCGCUGAAGAGGGCCAAGGGCAAGAUGGUCAACAGCGAUCUGGACAAGAAGCUGGCUGAGCUGAACGAAGUGGCGCGGACUCAGGGCGAGAUGAUCGACGACUACGAUCGGCAGAUCCGUGAGAUCCGCGCCGACAUCAGCAACCUCAACGACAUCAAGAACACGUUACCCGAAGGCUGCUUCAACACGGCGUCUAUGGAGAGGCCUUAACCCCGCCCACCACCACCUCCUCCUCCUCCUCCAACACUCCUCCACCCCUUCACUUCUAACACUCUGGCAAACACGCCAACUUUUUACCAAAACAGUUUUUUUUUAAACGUUUUGUUUUCAGAUUCAUGUCUUUGUUUUUCUUUUGCAAAGAGAGAAGCCAACAUUUCAAGCCACGAUCACGGUUUUCAACGAAAGAGAAGCAGCUGUUUUUGUUUUGUCUUUAGGUUUGUUUUUCGAGACGCAGUAACGUGGUUAUGGUAGAAUGAACUAAGCGGCGUAGAGAAGCCGUGCAGAGAGGUAGGAAAAGCCUCGGAGAAAAACCAGAACCACAAACCCGACGUGACUGCACCUGUCUGCUCCACAAGAGGAAGAUUCACCGACGCAGAAACCACAGAGGAAGUUCCUCACGCCUCGAGGAACAUCUGCUCAUAUUUUUAGUUUUCUGUGUCUAACCAGCCAUUACCCAUCAUGCCUGGGGACACGCCAGCUACUUCAGAGUUUUACAGUUUUCAGCCGGCUGAAUGUACGGCCUUUUGCCUUUUUUUAAUUUUAUUUUUUAAACCAACCAUGUUUUCAGAAACCACACAGUGAAGGAAUCCUCUCGUUUCUGAUUUUAGCUUCUUUUCUCCCAAAGCUACGUACCUGACACAAACAGCAGAGGAAAAGUAUUUUAGUUCUUUUCUUCACCAGUAUUUUCACUUACAGCAGGUUGUGUUGUUGAGUAAAGCUUUGCCCACUCUGCUGGUGCGUAAAGAGCCUCUAAAGUCACGAAAAACGGUCUUGUUUCCACAAGAUAUGGAUUUUGGUUUAGGGUUACAAGUUAUGAUCGAGCUCACACAAUAUACUGUCUUAUUUACGUGCAAAACAACCAAGAUAUUAACUUGUGCACAAGAUACGUUACGAUCUUGUUCCCAGAAAAUCUAUAUCUUGUAAACCCAAGUUAUGAUCUAUGGAUCUUGGAUCUUAUCUACAUGCAAUAGAUCAUCAUGUACAUGCAAGAUACUUGCACUUGUGCACUCAGAAUAUGGAUCCUCUAAGAAAAACGUGGUACCUGAGUGUCAAGAUACCAUCUUGUGCACACAAAAUAUGGAUCUUGUGGGAACGAUGAGUUACAAUCUUGUUCCCACAAGUUCCAUAUCAUGUGCGAACAAGAUAGAAACUUGUGCGUUCAAGAUAUGGAUCUUGUGGAAACCAUAAGAUUAUUUGUUCCAUUCCCUUAUUAUCUUGGGUACAAGUUAUCAUCUUGUAUGCACCACAUAUUGAUUUUCUGGGAACAAGAUAGUAACUUGUGUGUGCAAGAUUUUAAUCUUGUUCCCACAGUUUUAAUAUCCCAGGCACACAAGUUAUGAUCUUGUUUUGUUUUGUGCACAAAGAUGUAAAGAAGAUAUUAUCUGAUAUCUUGUGCGCUCAAGAUUUUAAAGAAAACCUUUCAGGACUUCAGAGGCUCCGUAGGUGCAUCUUUAAAUCAGUUCUGACAUUUCACAGCAUGGUCAAACACCAUUUCAUGUACUGAUUCUAUAACACUACAACCAUUUCAUUUUUAUUGUCCCAGAACUUGCUGCUUAUCACUGGUGUUUUUACCAAUCACACAUUAACAUUUUCUUCCAGGCUAAAUCCAACACUAUGCAACUUUGUACAUUUUGCGUAGCGAGAAUUUUAUCUGAUACACUGGUGCUAAUAAUUAUUUCAAAUGUUAUAUUUUUGUGUGAAUGUUUUUUAUUAUGACAUAGAGUGAGGAAUUUGUUAUUUGUGUAAAUAUAUGCUUAAAUGAUUCAGGACUGGCUGAUUUUAAAGAAAUAAAAACUCCAACAUGCAAAACAGCCACAUUAAGUUCUAUCACAAUCAAUCAACUGAAACCUCCAGGUUAAAUAUAUAUAAAUAUCUAUGAUAACGUCUGUGGUAUGUUAUUAUUAUAAUAUGCUUGCUUGUAUACAAGGCUCAGUGUUGCUGCCUCAUAGCGAUGCCAAUAUUUCAUUUGUGUUUUAUUGAUUAUCUGUGGGUUUUCACAAGUUAAUUCAACCUAACUGAAUAUUUUUGUUUGAGCUUUGACCCUUUUAUCAAUCAGGACAUGUUUUAAAUCAUAUUACUGAAAUUAUUUUCUCAACUCCAUGGAGAUAAGCUCAGCCACAUAUUGCUACAGUAGUUAACCGUUUUUUUUUUGUUGUUUUUUUUUUUUUUUUUAAUGAGUGUUUUGUGCCUUAAUAUAAAAGUCGGUUGUAAUCACAGUCCUAACUAGGGCUCCCACGUUUUAUUUCACAAAAAUGUCCUCGUCCUCGCUCCUUCACGCCGCUCCUUAUGUCGGUACUGAAACAGGGUUUUUUUUAAAAAUCAGGUCCUGAACAGAGAAAUCUCCAAAAACAACUUGUCCUUCCUUGGCAAAUAACCACCAGUUAUACUUUUAUUAAAGAAUCUGAUUCUCCACUGGCAGCUUAAAACAUCAUUUCCAGUCUUUUUU
Molecule: messenger RNA, 7874 nt
Organism: Thunnus maccoyii (southern bluefin tuna)
Lineage: Eukaryota; Metazoa; Chordata; Actinopteri; Scombriformes; Scombridae
Gene: lamc1
Product: laminin, gamma 1
Exons: 28
Coding region: 635-5419 (1594 amino acids)
Source: RefSeq, a predicted model, not a curated record